AACUGAUCGUCGCUCUCCAGUCUCAGCAGUUUCCUUAAACUGUCCAAUACUCCCAGCCACAAAUCGUCAAACACCUUGUAUGCCUCUCUGGCUCUCUGUAUUUGUACCCUUAUUUGGUAAGAGCGGCUUCCUGACUCCUGAGUGGAUCCCAAUGCGCAAAUCUUCAAAUUCCCACAGACUCAUUGCACAGCGGAAUAGCUAUUUCUGAUUAAUUAGUCAUAUUCGUGUUGCAUAGCCAUGCUUGUCCAUUUCGAUCUCAAGGACUUCCAAGAAAAGUUUUCAACCCAGCUGAGACCAUGGCAACGUUCUUUCCAGUUCUGGGCUCGCACUGCUGAUAUCUACACUGGUUAUAAAGCAUUUCAAGUGAGAAUGUGCUUUGAGAAGGAUGUACAGAAGCAGGAGGCGAUGUGGGAGAGGCAGCAUGAGGUUGCUGCAGAGAAGAUAUACAACAUGUGUUCUGAGCUCGGUGGCUUUUUCCUAAAGGUUGCUCAAAUUAUUGGGAAGCCUGAUUUGGCUCCGGCUGCAUGGGUCAGAAGGCUAGUUACUCUCUGCGAUCAAGCCCCUGCUACGUCAUAUAGUGUGAUCAAAGUAGUGCUGGAGAAGGAGUUGGGUCAAAGUGUUGAUGACCUGUUUGAACGAUUUGAUGUGGAACCACUUGGUUCUGCUUCCAUUGCACAGGUUCACCGUGCUAGACUUAGAGGCAACAAGAAUGAUGUUGUUGUCAAGGUCCAACAUCCAGGUGUUCAAGAACUGAUGAUGACAGAUAUCCGUAACCUUCAAGCCUUUGCAUUAUACAUGCAAAAGACAGAUAUCAAGUUUGAUUUAUUCUCUGUAACCAAGGAAAUGGAGAAACAGAUUAGUUAUGAAUUUGACUUUAAGAGGGAGGCUGAUGCUAUGCAAAGAAUUCAAAAUUUUCUAUACAAGAAUAACAAGAAGUCACCAGUUCUGGUGCCACGGGUGAUGCGAGAUAUGGUCAGCAGGAGGGUUCUAGUUAUGGAGUAUAUUGAUGGAAUACCAAUUCUAAAGAUGGGGGACGAAAUGGCAAAGAGAGGCAUAAAUCCUAGUGGCAAGUUGGCAGUAGCUGCAAAGCAGAAUAUCCUGAAAAGUUUAUCACUUGCAUAUGGGCAAAUGAUACUAAAGAGUGGUUUCUUUCACGCAGAUCCUCAUCCUGGAAAUAUUUUAAUCUGUAAAGGUUCUGAGGUUGCCUUGCUUGACUAUGGGCAAGUGAAGGAUCUUCCUGAGAAUCUGAGGCUAGGAUAUGCUAACUUGAUUCUUGCUAUUGCUGAUAAUGACCAGGUGAAGGCCCUACAGAGUUACAGAGAGCUUGGAAUAAACACCGUGUGCAAAUGCGAGGAUGAACUAAAAGAGCUGCUUAGACUGGCACAAACUAUGUUUGAUACAAAACUACCCCCUGGCGUGACAAUGCUUCAACCUUUCUCUGAAGGAUCUUCAAUUAAAAAAAUUGCGGUUCAGGCGUUUCCAGAGGAACUGUUUUCUGUUCUUCGCACAGUACAUCUACUUAGAGGACUUAGCGUCGGACUAGGAAUUAAUUAUUCAGUUGCUGAGCAGUGGAGACCGCUUGCUGAGGAAGCACUAUACCGGGCAGGAAGACUUACAGGGAAAGAGCUCAAAAGUGUGCAGAGGCAAGGAAUUUUUAGAAGAAAUUUUUGGAGAUAACAAACACUUUUCACAAUUCUAGAAAUGCUUUUUCUUUUUCUUUUUUUGCCUCCUGUGGUUUCAUACUAAUCUAAUCGGAUUAAGUUUGUAUUAUUGUUUGUUUGGAAAUUAGAAUAUAUUAGCUUGGAACCACCUCUGCCACCCCCCAUUCUUUUACAUCAGAAUUUAUUUAUUUUCCAUAAAUUAACUAUUUACAACAGAUUAUCAGUAAUAAUUUCACUAUUGAAUUGUCUGUAUUUAUCUUA
Molecule: messenger RNA, 1922 nt
Organism: Ipomoea triloba (trilobed morning glory)
Lineage: Eukaryota; Viridiplantae; Streptophyta; Magnoliopsida; Solanales; Convolvulaceae
Product: protein ACTIVITY OF BC1 COMPLEX KINASE 8, chloroplastic-like
Exons: 12
Coding region: 238-1677 (479 amino acids)
Biological process (GO): protein phosphorylation
Molecular function (GO): protein kinase activity; ATP binding
Source: RefSeq, a predicted model, not a curated record